Amaranthus tricolor (Joseph's coat) is the source of this 5761-nucleotide messenger RNA. Its product is annotated as protein TIME FOR COFFEE. Gene Ontology annotation, cellular component: nucleus. The transcript has 12 exons. The coding region runs from base 438 to 5075 and encodes 1545 amino acids. Gene Ontology annotation, biological process: regulation of circadian rhythm. The record is from RefSeq and is a predicted model, not a curated record. Lineage: Eukaryota; Viridiplantae; Streptophyta; Magnoliopsida; Caryophyllales; Amaranthaceae.
GUAAAGAGUAGAUGAUAAAUAAAAUCAAGGGCUGAGAAUGAAGAUAGAUCCAGCUUUCCACGAGGCUAUAGACUAUAGAGGUGGGUUAGGCAGAGAGAGCUGAAUGAAAUGAAAUACUCUUCUACUUCUUCAGAAAAAGUUAGAUGAGGUAGGACUUAGGAGUAGCUGUAGCCUGUAGAGAGAGAAACACUGAAACUAGAGAGAGAAAUCAAUACUAGAGCAACCCAAAAGUGAGAGAACAACAAACCAAAGGAAGAUCUUUCUACUUUAUGAUUAUCGGAAAGAUCUGAAGAAGAAGAAUAAGUAAUUCAAUCAAUUUACUAUUAGCCGUUUGUCAAUUGAAUAUCUGGUUUCCGGCGAGAUUUCUAAGAAGACAAAUCAGGAGUCAGAGAUAUGAGAUUGAUUAGCUGAUUCAUUUCUGUAUUUGAAUAAUUAAGAUGAUGGAUAGAAAUAGAGAAGCUAGAAGAACGGCGGCUAUUGUUAAUGGGUUGCCUAGAAGAAGACAUAGAACCACCACUGGCGGCAGUUUAAGAGAGUCUCCAGAUGAUGUAAGUCCCAUGGAAUUACAGGAGACGGCGGCUCGAUUAAGAGAUCGACCAGGUAAAAAAGAUAGAGAUCGAGACUUACGGGAGAGGGAUAGGGAUAGAGAAAGAGAACGGGACAGAUUGGGGACAAAACGAAGAAGAGGGGAUAAAUACUCACGGAAUAAAGAAGACGGUGGUGUAGAUGAUGACAGUUCUGAAGAAAGUAUAAAUGAUGAAGAAGAUGAAGACGAUGAUGGUCGGCUACGCUAUAUACCGCCGGCUAAUCAGAUUCCGAUGUCAUCGUCACCGGCUGCUUCAAAUCUGACCAGUCACCGGAAAAGUUAUCCUCCGCCGUCUAAGGCAUUUCGAGUUGCUCCCACCUGGAAAGCUUCUGAUGAAAUGAUCGGAGUUCCUAUUCCAAGAAAAGCUCGGUCAGUUUCAACAAAGAGAGGACAUGAUUGGAGUUCAGCAGCCGUCGGGGAGCAGAUACACCGGCAACCUUCAUCUUCUCCGGUGAGUUUAGCUGCAGCAGGAACAACGACAGUUCCAUUACCAUCACAAGGACCUCAUAUGUCACCGUCGUCAUCAACUGUUUCAAUCAAGAAGAAAAUUAAGGCUAAUGGACCACCCAAACAAAGGCCACCAAAAUUUGCAUCAAAAUCUUCAUCACCUACAACUCAGGAUGAGAUUGAAAUUGCAGAGGUUUUAUAUGGUUUGAAGAGGCAAUCUCAAGCACCGUCUAAACAAGAUGGAAUGAUGCCAAAUGAUUCAGCCAAGUUGGAUUCUAGAUCUGUUGUUGAUUCUAAAUCCAGAAUAUCAUCUCCUGUUCCAAAUUCAUCAUCUGCUUCAGGUCUUGCUAAUAAUUCUUCUUCAUCUACUCCUCCCUUAACCACCAUUGCUCCGAAGAGAAAAAGACCACGGCCAUACCCGGAAGAAAUUCCAGGUGGAUUGGGUCCUCGGAGCAGUCCCGUUUCGUCAGCUGCAAAGGCAGAAGUAGAUCAAGCUUCAAAACCGGAGGUAGCAUCUCCAAAUACAGAGAAGAAUUUGGGAUCCACCAUUCAAAACGGAGGCGAUUUGGCGAACUCCCAGGAACAUACGGCGGAGACAAUACCGUCGGCAGUCGGAAAUACUAGUGUUAUCCAAUCAGAUACAAAGCCAAAUUUGGUAGAAGAAUCAAAAGGGAUAAGAAAUGGGGUUGUGAGAGCUAAAGUGGAGGAAGCUUCCUCAACCCCUAAAUUGGAAUCUGCACAAAAUCACGAUCGUGUUGAAUCCUCCACCACAUCCACUAAACCAACUUCAUCCCCAGUUGAGCCAGAAAAUCACAAGGAAGAGAAGUUUGAGAUAGAUCUUAUGGCACCACCACCACAAUCAAGAACAUCACCGGAGAGAGAGGAAGAAAUGGCGGAAAACGGAGGAGCAGGUGAGAAGCCUAUGGUCAUGGAUAGGAAGGCGGAAGCAAAUCCCAAAGAAGAUGAUAACAAAGUUAAUGGUGGUGAUGUGGAAUCACAUCUAGCUUUGGGGGGCAAAUGUGAAUCCACAGAUAGAAAGGAGAAACAAACAACAAUUGAUCUUCAGCUUGAUUUGCAGAAGUUUAGUGUUAAUGACGACAAGUUAAAUAGUCAUAAGCAACAGCCUUCACCCCCCAAGAUCAACAGAGAUGAUUAUACCAAUAACACAAACAAGCAUGGUGGCCAAUCUGGUUCAGCGCCUCUGGCAAUGUCAGUACCUGGAGUGUAUGGAGGGCUUGCACCACCCAUGGGAUAUGUGGGACCUUUGCAAGGAGUUGUUUCAAUGGAUGGGACCCCAAUGGCUUCUCCCCCAAUUCAGACACCACCGUUCAUGUUCUCGCGACAACAGCCGAAGAGAUGUACAACUCAUUGCGACGUUGCCAAAUCCAUUUCGAUGCAUCAGCGAGUCAUGAAGAUGAAUACUUUCUGGCCAGCCGCAGCGGCUGCCCCGAUUUUUGGUGCCAAGCCUUAUAACUUGAAUAUGGUGCCUUCAGAUAACAAAGGCCAACCUUUCACUUACUUUCCUGGUCAGCCUGCUGCUUCCUCUAAAGACAAGUCUCAGACCCCUAAUGUUCCCGAUUCUUCCCAGAAGAAGCAAUUUUUACUCCAGCCCGUGUUGCCUCCUGGUGCUCCUCCCAAUACCAUUUUGCAGGCCCCUGCUUUGUUCUUUCCGGUGAAUCAGCAACAGCCUGCAGUGGCAAAUGUUCGCCCCAGUUCCGCAAAAUCACCAUCAACUGUGGGGUCUGCACCUUCUAAUUCUGUUUCGACUUCAGGUCCUAUGGGUACUCCUGCUGCUUUGAAUGCAUCUACCCCCACAAUGAGCUUUAGUUAUCCAAACAUGGGUAGAAACGAGACCCAGUAUAUGACAAUUCUGGGAAAUGGGGCAUACCCUUACCCUAUGACUGCACAUGUUGGAGCAGCUCCCCCUUAUAUGGGGGGUUCUCAUCCUCAAGCAAUGUCAUUCUUCGACGGUUCUUUUUAUUCUUCACAAAUGCUUCAUCCUUCACAACUGCAACAAGGUGCACCGUCUUCUCAGUCUUUGCCAAUACAGCAGCAAAGUCAACAGAAUGCUAGUCUUUCUACUUCAUCCUCAUCUUCCCAGAAGCAUAUGCAGAGUCAACAGAUCCGGCCCCAUGGAAGCAGUAUACCUAGUGCUGGGAAUCUGAACCAAGGCUUGCAGAAUUUUCAAGCCACCACCAAAGCUCGGACUUCUCAGCUACAUCAUGAAAUGGGCAGUGAGGAUAGCCCUUCUGCUGAUAGUCGUACCCGGCCAAACACGAGUGUCUAUGGGCAGAACUUUGCAAUGCCCUUCCAUUCUCCCAACUUUGCUUUAAUAACUCCGCCUACUUCAAUGGGUGGUGCUGGUGGUGGGGGUAACAAUGCUGCUGGUGUUUCUAAUGGUAACCUUGGUGAUAAGCAACAGCAACAAGCUCAACAGACUCAUACUUUUCCUAUGUCCUUUGCUGCUCCCAAUGGUGCUACAGCUCCUGGUUUUGAUAUUUGUUCAAUGGCGUACAAUCCUGCUAUAUUACAGAGCAUUCCGGAGGCUGCCCUACAGAACUAUAAAAAAAUGGCUGCAGCUGCUGCAGUUGCAGCAGCAUCUCAAGCUGCACAGCAAAAAAACAGUUAUCGGGGUCCAGAAGAUGGGAAAGCAGGAUCUGCUGCUGCCACAGACUCCUCUAAUAUGAACGAGGAGAGGAAAACCAUGGCUGCUCGUGCUUCAGCAGCUACAGUUGGGCAAUCUAUUGCUUUUUCAAGGGAUGUAUCGGACAAUUCAGUUUCUUCGAUGGUGGGGAACAAUGUCGUUGAUAGCUCAGCUCGAAGUCUUAAUAAUCUUAGUCAUGGCUCAUCUGCUCGUCCAAGCCGUUCGUCAGUGCCAACUUCAGUUAGUAAUUCUAAUGCUUCCAAUCCUCAGCAUCCACAGCAAAUGCUCUUUCCAAAACAACAGCAGUAUGUAGUUCCUAAUGCUUCUGGUGGGCGUAGCAAGAUUCCCUCGACGACUAAUGGAAAUGUCUAUCCUGAUCAUAUUACUUCAUCACCCGUCAUGGUUUCUAAGUUUCCCAACUCUUUGUCUGGUUUUUCGACUCUUGUACAGACAAGUGGAGGCCCUGUACAGUCUCCACAGUUGAAGAAUAUCACCAGGCCAAACACAUCGCAAGUUUCUUCUCCUUCGGCUUCUACUUCAAUGGCCUCCAACACGAAGAACCUUCCCCAGCAGCAAGGAAGGUCUCAACAAAACCACACUCAAAUCUCCUUUGGGGCUACUGCAGCUAACCCUAAGCCAUCCUCAACAUCACAAGGGCAGCAAGCCCAGAACAACAAUCAAGCCCCAUCAUCCCCUAUGCUGGUUGGAUCCCCAUCAACCUCCUCGGUGUCCAAGGGAGCUAGUGGAAGCCCCAGGAAUACGCCAAGUGGCAACAAAGCGGGGGCUCAAGGAUCAACAUUACCAUCUCAAUCAGGGAGAAACUCACAAUCUCCAUCUAUGUCCACCCAAAAACCAUCCAUCUUUGGUAACCUUCAAAUCAUGUUAAAUUCAACCUCUGGUGGCAAGUCCCAUUUGCAACCGUCUCAGCAGCGAGCAUUGUCAAUGCAAAGUAUACAACAAACUCAAUUGUACUUCAACAAUCCGUUUGUCCAAGCUUCAGCUAGCACGUCAGCUGCUAUGGCCGGAGGUGGGUAUCAUCCUCAAAAGCACAGACAAGAUGGUCAGCAACAACAUCAACAGGGAUCGAAAUCUCAAGCCUCGGUCCCUAUCACCCCAUCGAGUGCUAUGAUGUCAUCAUGUGCACUAGUUUCGCAAGCUAAUACCAGCACAUCUGAUCCGGCUAAGGCAGUGUCCACCACUACAGCUGCAGCUGCAGCUGCAGGUGCAAACAGUAUGAAGGACGGUGUAUCAUCACAGGGGAUCUUCCACGCAGCCCAGUUUGCAUCUCAGCCAGCCGGUGCACCUUCAUUACUGCCUGCUGGUUUUCCGUAUGUUCAUGCUGUUUCCACUGCAGUCCAGGUGAAAUCAGCUGAGCAGAAGCAACCUGCCGGUGAGUAGAAUUCAUGACCUUAAAUGCUUAAAUGAGAUAUUGGAGAAAAGGGGACCUUUGAAUUCGGCAAAGCAAUCUUUGGGGGUCUCCUGUAUAGCAGAAUGUCAAUUUAAAUGCUUGUUGGCAGACUGAAAAGAAAUGACAGGCGAGAUUGCGGAACAAAUGUUGACGUUGCUCGGUGCUCAAGUCAAGAAGCAAGACUUUGAUGGAAUUGCGAUGCUCAAAAUCGACGAUCCUUGCAAUUAUCAUUGGAGUUGAGAUGGGGUGGAACUAAAAUAAUCAGUUUGAUGAAUUUAUGGUGAUUUCUCCAUUUUGUGAAACAGUGAAGAAAUGUGGAGAACAUAGGAAGAAAGUGAUAAAAUGCCAUGUUUUUGGUGUCAUGUGAAUCCACUUUUGAAGGGCUAUUAAAUUUUGAUGUAAGAACAUAAGUUUCCUUCUUCCCUUAGAAAAAAAAAAGUAAUUUUAGUACCUUUUUUCUAGUAUGCUAUCCAUGGCUGUUUUUUUUUUUUUUUUUUUUUUUAAAUUUUUUAUUUUGUAUUUUAGAUUUUUUAUUUUAAAAUUAUUACUCCUAGUCCUAGUUGGUAGAUAUUAUUCCUAUUAGAUUAAAUGUAUUGUACAAAUGCAGUGGGAACUAGAAGGUAUAUAAUGUAUAGUUUUCUUGAAAUCUAAUCGAAUUAUUUAAUUUGACCUGAAA